Entamoeba invadens IP1 is the source of this 885-nucleotide messenger RNA. RefSeq lists its product as hypothetical. The coding region runs from base 1 to 885 and encodes 294 amino acids. Lineage: Eukaryota; Evosea; Mastigamoebida; Endamoebidae. The record is from RefSeq and is a predicted model, not a curated record. The transcript has a single exon.
AUGAUACUUUUAUGUUUGUUGACUAUAUCAACGGCUUACAACUUUUGUGAACAACCAGACGAACACGAUACUGUUAGUAAAACUGAUGUGAAUACAUUAACAGAGGAAACAACACAUCAAGAAUCGGAACAUUUUCUAGUACCAGUACAAAGUCAAAUACUUGAUGUCAGUAUAAACAGAAUUACAGAGGAAAUGCAAACUGAUCUGAAAAUCAUUAAAGAAUAUGGUCUAUUCUGGCCGCAAAUACUUAACAUUGCUAUAAAUAGAUUCAGACGAUUUGGUCCUCUAAAAAACGAACCAGUUAUUGGGUUGUUGGAAUUUAUACUGAAAGAAUAUGAAGAAAUGUUUGCAAUUUUUGAUCUAUUUACAGAGCAAAAUGGGUAUAAAAACGAACAAAUAGAACAACUUUCACAAUUAAUUUUAUCAUACUUUAAUAAAGACGCUCCCAACAACUAUCAAUGGAAAUACAUUCAACACCUUUUAGAGACAAUGCAAAAGGUAAACAAUGCACUAAUCAAAGGGAAGUAUAAGGCCAUUCUUCGAAUUGAAUUGCAGUUGCCUUCGACACUUUUUAAAGCAUUUUUAAAUUUUUUGGAAAGAGUGGCUGCAAUACAACAUACAAACGAAAUUGCACACCUUAAAGAAGCGAUAAAACUGUUUGAGUUCUUUAGUAUAGAAGUUUUAAAAGUUGCACAAGAAGCAAAGGAAAAGUAUAAUGUAGAUGAAGAGAAACUUCACAAACUCUUUACACGAAUAAAUCUGAGCGAAAGAGAAAGAAGGAAAGUUAUAAUUCCUCCUGAAAAAUUAAGAAGGAGAGAGGCCAGAAAGGCUGAAAUACUUAACAAACAAACUCAAAAACGAAGUGAUGAACAAACUAAUAUUUAA